Molecule: messenger RNA, 4537 nt
Organism: Salvelinus fontinalis (brook trout)
Lineage: Eukaryota; Metazoa; Chordata; Actinopteri; Salmoniformes; Salmonidae
Gene: acbd4
Product: acyl-CoA binding domain containing 4
Exons: 11
Coding region: 2161-3663 (500 amino acids)
Biological process (GO): autophagy of peroxisome; fatty acid metabolic process
Molecular function (GO): fatty-acyl-CoA binding
Source: RefSeq, a predicted model, not a curated record
ACCUCAGGAGUAAAUGUCAGUUGGCUUUUCAUAGCCGAUCAUUAAGAGUAUCUCUACCGCUCCUGCUGUCUCUAGAGACAUGAAAACAGCAGGUCUGGGACAGGUAGCACAUCCGGUGAACAAUGAUCAUGUUGUUUAAUCACCUUCUUGAUAUGCCACUGUAACAGUUUAACUUUACGUCGUCCCCUCGCCCCGACCCGGGCGCGAACCAGGGACCUUCUGCACACAUCAGCAACUGACACCCACGAAGCGUCGUUACCCAUCGCUCCACAAAAGCCGCGGCCCUUGCAGAGCAAGGGGCAACACUACUUAAGUCUCAGAGCAAGUGACGUAACUGAUUGAAAUGCUACUAGCGCGCACCCGCUAACUAGCUAGCCAUUUCACAUCCGUUACACUCACCCCCCUUUCAACCUCCUCCCUUUUCCGCAGCAACCAGUGAUCCGGGUCAACAGCAUCAAUGUAACAGUAUAACUUUAAACCGUCCCCUCGCCCCGACACGGGCGCGAACCAGGGACCCUCUGCACACAUCAACAACGGUCGCCCACGAAGCACAGUCGUUACCCAUCGCUCCACAAAAGCCGCGGCCCUUGCAGAGCAAGGGGCAACACUACUUCAGUCUCAGAGCAAGUGACGUAACUGAUUGAAAUGCUACUAGCGCGCACCCGCUAACUAGCUAGCCAUUUCACAUCCGUUACACUCACCCCCCUUUCAACCUCCUCCUUUUUCCGCAGCAACCAGUGAUCCGGGUCAACAGCAUCAAUGUAACAGUAUAACUUUAAACCGUCCCCUCGCCCCGACACAGGCGCGAACCAGGGACCCUCUGCACACAUCAACAACGGUCGUCCACGAAGCACAGUCGUUACCCAUCGCUCCACAAAAGCCGCGGCCCUUGCAGAGCAAGGGGCAACACUACUUAAGUCUCAGAGCAAGUGACGUAACUGAUUGAAAUGCUACUAGCGCGCACCCGCUAACUAGCUAGCCAUUUCACAUCCGUUACACCACACCUGUCAGGUGGCUGGGUUACCUUGGCGGCAGGUAGCCUAGUGGUUAGAGCGUUGGUCUAGUAACCGAAAGGUUGCAAGAUUGAAUCCCUGAGCUAACAAGGUUAAACAUCUGUCGUUCUGCCCCUGAACAAGGCCCACUGUUCCUAGGCCAUCAUUGAAAACAAGAAUUUGUUCUUAACUGACUUGCCUAGUUGAAUAGUUGAAAGUAAAAACAACUUUAAAUGCUCACUAACAGGGAUGAGCAAUACAUUUGAGAGAAAUAAGCCUUUUGUAUGGAUCAACAUUUCUGGGAUAUUUUGUUUCAGCUCAUCAAACAUGAACAUGUUGCGUUUAUAUUAUUGUUCAGAAUGGAUAGGCGUAAUCCUGGGAAAAUAUUGCCCCCUAGCCCUGGCUAGAUAGAAAUUGCAGUGGUGGACACAUUAAAUAUAUAUUUUUUUAUAUAGCAUGUGAUUGUUUGGCAAUACAAGCACUGGUUUGUGCCACUGACCUAUACGUGCUAAUAUAUAUAGGGCUACCUACAUGUACAGUUUUCUGACAAAUACUUUUAUAUGACAAUAGCCCUUCUAAACACUGUAAAAUAAUAAUAGCUUGCUAAAAUUGACAAAAUUGUGCUGCAACGUAUUAUUGUUUUUGCUUAUAUAGUGUGCACUGUGCAUGAAAAUUAUUAACAUUGAACCAAUCAAGAAAUGUAUUUAUUAUUUUACACCGACACGCACAUCGCGCAAAUCACUUUGGAGAGGGCGUAGCCACAUGUUACCAUGUGACCCAACACGGAAGACCACUCUGCAACUGUACGAAGUAAAGGAUAUUGAAGGUCUCGACAAACAACUUUAUUAAUUCGUUUGACUCAAAUAAUACACUUAUCAUCUGCAACAUUAGCUUUGCAUAUCUGUAAUUUGGGCGUUUUAAAUGUUCUUGAAAACCUGCCAUCUCAUAUCUGUCAACAACGUUUUUACAAGCGUGUUCGGUGCUGCUGUCAUGAUAAAAAGACGGGGCGACUACAAGUGAUUUGAGCAGAGAUUCGGAGGCACCAACUAGAAAAGGCAAGUGAACUAACCGGUUGGUCCUCAAUCUGCUCGUUUCAGUCCUAUUGAUUCGUCGUUGGUCUGAGUUGGCGAAGGACAUCGUAGCAGUCCCUUGUCGCUUCCCCGGUUGAAUGCCACAGGGCUGUGCCUUCAUAGAGAGACGGCAGUUUGCAAUGCCAGUUCCAGUUAUGGCAGAGUCGGUGGACCACCAGAAACGCUUCCAGGCCGCUGUCGACGUCAUUCAAAACCUUCCCAAAAGUGGUGCCUACCGGCCCCCCUAUGAAGUGAUGCUGCGGUUCUACUGCCUGUACAAGCAGGCGGUGUGUGGACCCUGCACAGUGUCUCGACCAGGCUUCUGGGACCCAGUAGGUCGCUAUAAAUGGGAUGCCUGGAGCCGAUUAGGGGCGAUGAGCAGUGAGAGUGCCAUGGCGGCGUACGUGGAUGAGAUGAAGAAAGUAGCACAAGAGGUUAUUGACACAAUGCCCAUCAAUGAGAAGACUGCAUCACUGUUCCACCACUUUGAGCCCCUUUACGUGGUCAUCCACGACAUGCCCCGGCCACCAGACACCUUGCUGGACCUAAGAGAAGACAUUAAAGGCUUUGACAAGGCAGCCAGUCCAGUGAAGGUUGAACAAGAGAGGGAGACCCAAGAAGAACCUGUCCCAGAUAAGGACCCUGCACUAGAUGAAGAGCCUGCCCUGGAGCAGGUGCCUGUCCCAGGAGAAGAACCCGUCACAGAGGAGGUACCUACCCUGGAAGAGGUGGCCCUCGCAGAGAAGGUGCCUGUCCCAGGAGAGGUGCCCAGUCAGACACAACAACAACCAGUCACCUUCAACGGUGAACCCCAGGGGCCAAAUGUACAAGGCUUCCUCUUUCCAGAGCCUGUUCCUGAGCUUGUUCCGUCUGAGGCCAUGGGGUCGCCUGAGGUGUUGUUGUUAACCAGUGACUCAGAGAGUGAGAUCUUCGUUGACUCUGUGGAUUCUGUGGAAAAGCUGGACAAUAUCAAGGUUGUCCCCAAGUCAAAGUCAAACGGCCUCCAUAACGGCCAUGCUUACUCGGAGCCCUCCUCAGUCCAAGCCAAUCACACAGAGACGGUCUGCCAGGCAACGCAGGUGGGGGCAGGGCAAGGUGGAGAGGGGGCAGGGGAUGGAGGGGGACCGCCCAUGAGGAGGAGUCGGGAUGCAGGAAGAGACGGGAUGAGGGACCACGGAUGGAGAGAACGUGGUGUUCCCCAAGGCAGCCACAGGCGGGCGGGGAGAGAGGCACUGGGGGCAGGGGGAGGGGCUGGCCGAGGGGGGGGAGACGGCUCAGAGGGAGGGGCUGAGAGGCUGCAGGACAUCCAGGUGCAGCAGCAGAUCCUGCUGGCCCUACGGAGGCUCAGAGAGGACAUGCGGAGCGUCAUGGAGAGACUGGAGGCAGUGGAGAGACUAGCUGCAGCACAGGCCCAGAAUUCAGACUGGAGACCAUGUCUUCAGUGUGCUGCCUCAGCCGCCCAAUCAGAGGAGGAGAGUUGGUGGCCGUUCCCUGAAGUAUCAGGACGGACGAUGCUGCUUCUGCUGCUGUGGCCCCUGGUGGCUCAGGGCAUAGUCUUUCUACUGCGGAAGGGCCAAAAGAAGGCCCGUAUCUCUACUUGAAGCCAACGGACCACAAAGUAGUCCCAUAUCCCCCCCUUAGGAAUCCAUUGGAGGAAGAAGUAUUUCUUUUUUAUUUCAAUAGGACUCUAUGGGACAAUGGAGGUCGUUAGCAGAUCUGUUUUUGGUGUCUUGCAAACUCCUAUGGUCAUUGGUGUGACAAUGAUCAUAGGAGACAUCACAAACAUAUAUGGGACAAUGGAGGUUGUGUAUUUCCACAUGAAUCCACUGGAAGAAGUUGUUGGCAGUCCUAUAGGACGUUAUUGGAGGAGAAAGUCUCUCACUCUCUUCAGUACUGUUAUGUACAUUGCUCAAGUAUUGGGAGAAACCUGAACAUGUUUAAAUGACAAAUGUGUCACAUGCUGGGCUGUUCUUUUAACCUUCAGGUUGAAGGAUCUGGUCCCGUAUUCACAAAGAGUACUGACAUAAGAUCAGAUUGCCUUUUAGAUCAUAGUGGAAAGAGAUCAUCAUAAUGAUUCGAGAUCAGACGCUGCUGUUCUUGAGACGCUUUUUGAAUACGGGACCCUGAUCCACUUUGGUGUUCCUUGUCCCCUCACUAACACUAAUAAAUCAUGAUUUAAUUUAUAGCUAUUUAAUCUUAAAUCACAGAAUUGUUUUCAAAUAAAUAAUUGGGAUGAAUAAGCACUUUUCUCAGAUCAUAUUUGAUCCAAUGAUUUCAGUGGGGCACAGAAUUGGAUAUGAGUGCACUGGCAAUUGCUCCAGAAUGCACACGAGAUAAACAAUGUUCAGUUAAUAUGUAAGGAGAAAUUAUUCUACUUAGUCACCAAUGGUUGAAAGAUAAUAAUUUUUCAAGCUAUUGUUAUAUGAACAGCCUUGGUGUAGUGAAUGAUUUCAAAUAAAUAUGGUCUGAAAAAUG